Solanum dulcamara is the source of this 978-nucleotide messenger RNA. RefSeq lists its product as uncharacterized. The coding region runs from base 1 to 978 and encodes 325 amino acids. Gene Ontology annotation, molecular function: zinc ion binding; nucleic acid binding. The transcript has 3 exons. Lineage: Eukaryota; Viridiplantae; Streptophyta; Magnoliopsida; Solanales; Solanaceae. The record is from RefSeq and is a predicted model, not a curated record.
AUGAGAGAUACAAAUGUAUCAAAUUUUGAAGCAAACACAACGCCUUCAACCAGUAGAACACCAGUUUUUACAGCAAUGGCUACUGCAGAAAAGCCUAGAAAGUUUACUGAACUCUGGUAUGCUCUUGAGAAGAAAUACAAAACUGAAGAUGCAGGCUUGAAGAAGUUUGUGGAUGCAAAAUUUUUGGACUAUAAGAUGGUUGAUAGCAAGAUUGUCAUGUCCCAAGUUCAAGAACUACAAGUCAUUAUUCAUGAUCUCCUGGUAGAAGAUAUGAUCAAAUUCAAUAGUUUUAUUGUUAAAAUUGUUGAAUGUGUUAUUGAUUUUAAAUUAUCCAAUGUAGGUAUGAUCAUAAACGGAAUAUUUCAAGUAGCGGCAUUAAUCAAGAAAUUGCUUCAUUCAUGGAAACACUUCAAAAAUUAUUUGAAGCACAAGCGAAAGGAGAUGACUUUUGAAAAUAUGAUUAUUCGUCUCAGGAUCGAGGAAGACAACAAGGCUGUCGAGAAGAAGGCUAAAGGAAACUCAAUAAUAUGGGAGAAAAUAUUGUUGAGGAUGGUCCAAAUAAAUCAAAAAAGAGGAAGAAACCUUCUAGACCGAAGAACUAUCCAAGUAAAAAAGAAAUUCAGAGGAGACUGCCACAACUGUGGAAAAAUUGGACAUAAGGCUGUGGAAUGUCGUGUUUCCAAGAAGGAGAAGAAGAAAGGUCAAGCCAACAUGGUUGAUACAAAUAGGGAUGUUGAAAGCUUAUUUUCAAUGCUGACCGAAUGUAACCUGGCAGGAAAUCUGAAAAAAUGGUGGCUUGAUUCAGGAUCCACAUCACCUGUUUGUGCGGUUCAAGAAAUCUUCGCUAUUUAUUCCUCUGCUGCACUUGAUGAGACUAUCUAUAUGAAAAAUUCUACAAUGACUAAGGUUGAAGGAUAUGGUAAAGUAUUCUUGAAAAUGACAUCCGACAAGGUGGUGACACUGAACAAAACAAAAUAG